GGCAACUUGACGAGCUGUCGGUGUCACGUGUUCGGUUCCUUGCUGUGACCUUUGGUUUAUUUUCUGUGUUGUGGCUGGCUACAGGCUACACCUUGCUUACCUGUACAACCGUGUGCUUGACAUCAGAGUUUGUGUUGACAGAGCGAGGACCGCCGUCAGUGUCUCGACCUCAACACCGAUACUCAGCUGAACUUAAAUGUACAUUGGUAGACCGUCAGCUUCACUGUUGUGUGUCAUCAACUUCACUGUAGUGCCUCAUCAGGUUCACUGUAGUGUGUCAUCAGAUUCACUGCAGUGUGUCAUCAGAUUCACCGUCAGCUUCACUGUAGUGUGUCAUCCGAUUCACCGUCAGCUUCACUGUAGUGUGUCAUCAGAUUCACUGUAGUGUGUCAUCAGCUUCACUGUAGUGCCUCAUCAGCUUCACCGUCACCUUCACUGUAGUGUGUCAUCAGAUUCACUGUAGUGUGUCAUCAGCUUCACUGUAGUGCCUCAUCAGUUUCACCAUCAGCUUCACUGUAGUGUGUCAUCAGCUUCACUGUAGUGUGUCGUCAUCUUCACGUUGAAAGACGUCGGCUUUACGUUCAGUGCAGCAGAGAGAUGUUGUUGGGCGUUCUUCUGGCUGUCAUCUGCUUCUGGAGAGUAACUGGUGCCCAGGGAGGGACUUGUAAUGGCAACUUCAUCCAACCCAUAUAUUCCAUCAAAGAGACGGAUACUCCAGGGACAGAGAUCCUGAGAUUUUCUGCUCUGUCCAACGAGAGCUGGUCCAUGGUCAUCCGGUACGGAGCUUCCCUUGACCAAGUGAGAGGAAUGCUGGAUUCCUACCUUCGCAUGGACAGCCUCGCCAACAAUACCUAUAUGUUGGUGGUGAACAGAACCUUGGACCUUGAGGAGUUUCCGAACAUAACCUUGACGGUACUGACUGUCAUCUUGAGCUGUGAUGCUUUGGGCAAACCAAGAGAGGAUUUCGAUGUAUACCUCUUCAUAAAUCCUGUCAAUGAAUAUGCUCCAGAGUUUAUCGACGGUCCUUAUGUUUUUAACAUCAGCGAGAGUCAAGCGGCGGGGUCUGUUCUAAUCGACCUUUUACCCCAUGCACGUGACCGUGACAUCAACUUAAACACAGACGAGAUCAAUGGCUUCGCCGUCGUUUCCUACCAAAGAAACCCGAGAAAUGAUGGAGCGGUUUACUUCAAUAUGACAGACGGACACAAAGGCCAGAUAAUCCUUGGUAAGGUCCUGGACUUUGAGCAGCUGCAGGCCAUGAACUCUACAACCCUGUGGUUAAACGUCACCGUCAUGGACGUUUCCCGAAAGUCCUCCUGGACAACGAUACAAGUCAACGUGCUGGAUGACGACGACCUUGGGCCUGAGUUUUACCAUGCGGGGUGUCCGGUGCUUCCCCUCAAGGAACUAAUUUGUACCUUCGGGUACCAUGUCAGCAUACCCAUAAACUUUACGGGCAACGUCCUAAGCAUGAGUCCAGCAGCCAUCUUCGCCCAUGAUCGUGACUCUCUCAACUACUCCAUCCAAUUCGGACUAGAAGAUGCUCCCGUUGGUUCUGGAGAUGCCCUAAAUGUUUCGUCUCACCUCGAGCUCGACCCCGUUACAGCAGAGAUGAAGGUCAUCGAACCUUUUACAGAGACCGGCAAGUUCUCUGUUAACAUCGUCGCAACAGAGCAGUCAGCACACAACUACUCCGUCCAAACCACUUUAGACAUCGAAGUCUUCGUGCCGCUUACAACACGACUCACCUCAGGCACCACCUCACCACCAAUAGGCUCAGGCUCAGGCUCAGGCUCAGGCUCAGGUUCGGGUUCGGGUUCAGGUGAUAACGGGAAGAACGACACCGAUAAGGUGGUGGUGAUCGGUCUCGCCGUCAUCGGUGCUCUGGCUUUGGCGCUGGUCGUCGCCGUCUUUGCCGUCUUCUGGGUGAUGCGCAAACGUCUGCCAGUGGCCGGCGCCGAACCUGACAAGCCGAGUGUUCCUGGACCGUCCGGAUCCGAGGAUGUGAAAGGUCAAGACGGCCAGACCUCCGACAAUGCAUCUCUCCUGACGUCACUUCCGUCUGGGAGGGGAAACAAGCUGCCACCGCUGACCACGGGAGUGCAAAGUGUUGGUGACCCGGAUGUCUUUGAUGGAACUCGUGUAUACGAGAACAUCAUAAGUCCGGAAUUUUUCACAACCCCAGGAAAAACCAAAGUUUCGCUUUUGCCCACGGAAUAUGUCAACAGUGGAGAAAAGAUCGAAGUUCAUAAUCCCUAACGCUUAUGAUU
Pomacea canaliculata is the source of this 2270-nucleotide messenger RNA. Its product is annotated as cadherin-99C-like. Gene Ontology annotation, molecular function: calcium ion binding. Gene Ontology annotation, cellular component: membrane. Gene Ontology annotation, biological process: homophilic cell-cell adhesion. The transcript has 11 exons. The record is from RefSeq and is a predicted model, not a curated record. NCBI's taxonomy places the organism in Eukaryota, Metazoa, Mollusca, Gastropoda, Architaenioglossa, Ampullariidae. Bases 598 to 2259 code for a protein of 553 amino acids.